AGAACUCGCAAAUCAGAAGCUCCCAAAAGAAUCUCUUCUUCCUCAGUGCUGCUUCAGCGCCCCACUCCCUCGCGGUCAAAUGCCGCCGUCCAGACGCGGGCCCACCUCGCCGGCGUCCACUCGUGUACCGGCCGGCGGCCUCACGGGACGGACCGCAUCUUGCCGUCGCCUCCGGCGAGCUCGCCGCCGCGCGUUUCAUGGCGUAGAGCAGGGAUCUGGUCUGGCUGGUAGGAGGUGCGUCUGGGCGAGCGCGAGUGGUUCCUUCGAGCAAGAUAGCAGUGGGGAGGACGUGGUAUUGCCUUCUCAGGUAGUGGAGGAGGGUAAAGUAGAUUUGCCGAAGAUUCUAAAGAGUGCCAAUUCCAUUAUUCCCCAUAUAGUAUUGGGGAGCACAAUUCUUGCUCUGGUAUAUCCGCCUUCAUUUACAUGGUUCACAACCAGGUACUAUGCACCAGCUUUGGGAUUCUUGAUGUUUGCUGUAGGUGUAAACUCAAGCCUGACAGAUUUUAUUGAAGCAAUAAAAAGGCCAGAUGCUAUCACUGCAGGUUAUAUCGGACUCAAUAUCAAACCUUUGCUUGAAUUUCCUUUUUGGCACUGUUGUAGGUUAAAACCUUAG
Molecule: messenger RNA, 613 nt
Organism: Phragmites australis (common reed)
Lineage: Eukaryota; Viridiplantae; Streptophyta; Magnoliopsida; Poales; Poaceae
Product: probable sodium/metabolite cotransporter BASS5, chloroplastic
Exons: 4
Coding region: 80-613 (177 amino acids)
Source: RefSeq, a predicted model, not a curated record